This is a messenger RNA of Alternaria rosae, 1059 nucleotides long. RefSeq lists its product as uncharacterized. The coding region runs from base 1 to 1059 and encodes 352 amino acids. Gene Ontology annotation, cellular component: endoplasmic reticulum. The record is from RefSeq and is a predicted model, not a curated record. Gene Ontology annotation, molecular function: L-ascorbic acid binding; iron ion binding; procollagen-proline 4-dioxygenase activity. Lineage: Eukaryota; Fungi; Ascomycota; Dothideomycetes; Pleosporales; Pleosporaceae. The transcript is spliced from 3 exons. Gene Ontology annotation, biological process: peptidyl-proline hydroxylation to 4-hydroxy-L-proline.
AUGGCGCGACAGAAGGGCGAACACAAGAAAGGCAUGGACGCAGCGAUGUCGUCGCCUAUGAAAGGCAAGUUAGGGCUCGCACACAUCCACAGUACCGGCGUCUUACUGCUAUUACUGAUUCCUCUCGCUUCCAUCGUCAUGCUCUAUGCAGGCGCUCAGCAGACGCUCCUGCCUGUACUGCACUCGUACUUUCCCAAACAACUCCAAUCGUACCUGCCCAUAUCAUCAUGGGAAGCCACAGCCAACUCCCGAGGGCCGAUGAGUCCGGAGAGCCUACUCAAAGCAUGUGCAGACCACAAGUACGCGACUGAGAUCAUAUCUCUCGAUCCCCUUUUGAUCUACAUCAACAACUUCACGUCAGCACAAGAAGCAGAACAGCUUAUCAGCCUCGGCUCCCCCGAAUUUGCUGAAUCCUUCAUCAGCCGCUCACGAGGCAACACUCAGCGGGUGACAGGGCGAACGUCUCAGUCCGCGCCGCUACCCAUGGAAGACCCGCUGGUCAUGUGCCUUCUCAAUCGCGCACGAACGUUCAUGGGCUCCAUGCUACUCCCCUCCGAACCUUUCAGCAUUCCGCAACUCGUGCGCUACUUCCCUGGCCAAAAAUAUAACCUGCAUACGGACUUUUGGCCUGAACACCAGAUCACCACUCUGGAUAACGGGAGACAGGUGUACUACAACCGCGUUGCGUCUUUCUUCGUUUUUCUGCGCGACAAUUGCACGGAUGGGUAUACGUCCUUCCCUCUAGUCGAACCUUCGUCAUCUAUCGAUCUAGAAGGUCUCUAUAAUGGCAAAGUAGCUCACGGAGGGAUGGAAGGAGAAUCUAAAGGCAUCAAGUUCAAGCCGAUUCAAGGAAACGCCGUGUUCUGGGUUAAUCUGGAUAAGCAUGGCAAGGGCGAUAGGAGAGUGGUACAUGCUGGGUUGCCUGUGGGCGAAGGAGAGAAGAUUGGGCUGAACAUCUGGCCUAGAAAAUACUUUGGGUACGUGGAUGGCGGUGGUGAUGAUGAGGCAGAGACGGCGCAGGCGGCACGGCAGGGUUGGAGCGGGAAAUGGAAGGACUAG